CGAUUCCUUCAGCUCGACAGCACGUCUACAUUCAGUGCAUGGGUCGCCAAAAAUUCUUCUCACCAUGGCGUUCCAGUCUUUCCUCUACGUGACCUCUAUACUGCUGGCAGCAUGGAGUGUCCUCGUUUCUGCAGAGGACUCGGACAUCAAGUCCAUACCGCUGCGGACGCAUAGCCUCCAGAUACCAUUCCUCGACUCUGAUAUGCAAUCGCGAUGGUGGGAUUUCGGCGGCUCAACAGUAAUACGAGUAGACCAAUACAUUCGACUCACGGGCCAACAUCCUUCGCAAGCGGGCUGGAUCUACAGCAGAGUCCCUCUCACUGCAACGAAUUGGGAAGUCGAGUUCGAAUUCAGAAUAUCAGGCACGGGCAGUCUAUUUGGAGAUGGAUUUGCGAUGUGGGUCACGAAAGAGCGAGCAGAGCAGGGGACGGUGUUUGGUAUGAAGGAUCGGUUCGAGGGUCUUGCUAUCUUCUUCGACACAUACAAGAACAACCGGCCCGGCGUGGUGUUUCCCUACGUGAUGGCUAUGGUUGGAGACGGCCAGACGGCGUACGAUCAGCAAAAUGAUGGAAAGGCGAAUGAGUUGGCAGGAUGCUCUGCGCGGGGCCUGCGCAACUCGGAGGUGCCUACAAAAGCCAAGGUCACAUACUUUCAGGACAAAUCACUGGUCGUGGAUCUCAUGUACAAGGAGGAGAAUGAGUGGACGAGAUGCUUCGAGGUUGGCAGCGUAAAGCUUCCAACGGUGACAUAUCUGGGCUUUAGCGCGGAGACUGGAGAGCUCUCGGACAACCACGACAUCGUGACCGUAUCGACGAAGAACUUGUACUCGCCAACCGGUCAGAGCGGAGCAGCGGGCAGCAAGGAGUCAAGUCGGAACAAGGGUAAGCCCGGCAGGCUAUCAACGCCGUCAGGAGAAGGCGGUGGUUGGGGCUGGUUCUUCUUCAAGUUCAUCAUUUUCGGACUGGUGGUGACGGGAGCGUACGUGGGCUUCACUGUGUACCGUGCGAGACAGCGAGACAGAUUUUGAUGGAAAGCUUGUCUCGCUGGUAUUCGACGUAUGUAGAUCUUGAAAGUACAGCAUUAGCAAGCAAG
This is a messenger RNA of Pseudocercospora fijiensis CIRAD86, 1092 nucleotides long. RefSeq lists its product as uncharacterized. The record is from RefSeq and is a predicted model, not a curated record. Gene Ontology annotation, molecular function: D-mannose binding. Gene Ontology annotation, cellular component: Golgi membrane; COPII-coated ER to Golgi transport vesicle; endoplasmic reticulum membrane. Gene Ontology annotation, biological process: endoplasmic reticulum organization; endoplasmic reticulum to Golgi vesicle-mediated transport; Golgi organization. The transcript has 2 exons. Lineage: Eukaryota; Fungi; Ascomycota; Dothideomycetes; Mycosphaerellales; Mycosphaerellaceae. Bases 65 to 1027 code for a protein of 320 amino acids.